Messenger RNA from Manihot esculenta (cassava), 2038 nucleotides. RefSeq lists its product as uncharacterized. Lineage: Eukaryota; Viridiplantae; Streptophyta; Magnoliopsida; Malpighiales; Euphorbiaceae. The record is from RefSeq and is a predicted model, not a curated record. The transcript has 2 exons. Bases 962 to 1558 code for a protein of 198 amino acids.
GCAUUGGAGAUCUUCUUCGAUGUAGAACGGGGUUAAGAAACAUGUUUGAAUCCGAGCAAUGGGUAGGAAGUAAAUAUGGCCAGGCUACCAGUGGACUAGCUUAUGAAGCUAAGAAAAUUGUUCUUAGCUUGGAUAGAGAGGGAAGAAAUUUUUGGGAGAAAGCCGAGCAAAUUAUGAAAAUCCAAGAGCCAUUGCUUAAAGUGUUGAGAUUAGUGGAUGGUGACGAAAAACCAACAAUGGAAUUUAUAUAUGAAGCAAUGGAAUGAGCAAAAUUGGCCAUUAAGCAAAAUUCCAGAAGUUACAUAGACUACUGGAAAAUUAUUGAUGCUCGUUGGAAUUUUCAAUUACAUCAUGAUUUGCAUGCGGCUGGUAAGAAGCACAUAAACUUAAUACUUAAUACUUUAAUAAUUUCUAUAUCUUAUAAAUUUUAAUAAUAUUUUUAUGAUUUGCAGGAUAUUUUUUGAAUCCUCAAUAUCAGUAUGGUCCACACGAUAUUGGAAAUGAUAGUGAAAUUAUGGCAGGCCUUAAAAAUGUUAUUCAAAGGCUAGAGAGUGAUUUGGUAAAUCAAGCCCAUGCAUUGAACCAAACACAACUUUAUAAGCAUAAAAUGGAGAGUUUUGGUCCGCCUUAGCACAAAAAGCCAUUAAAUUCACUGAUCCAGGUAAAAAUAUAAGAUUUACACAUUAUGUUAUAUUUUUAGUGUUCUAAAAUAUAAAAUCAAAUAUUUGAGAAAAUAACCUAUAUUAUUAAAAUUAUUAUAUGUUUUAAUGCAGCUGAAUGGUAGAUACAUUAUGGUGAAAGUGCUCCUGAACUACAAAGAAUUGCAGUAACAGUGUUGAGUCAAACCACUUCUGCAUCUAAUUGUGAAAGAAAUUGGAGCACUUUUUCACUUAUACAUACAAAGACGAGGAACAGAUUACGGUAUCAAAAAUUGCAUGCACUCGUCUUUGUUCACUACAAUAUGCGGCUGAAGUUGAGGAAUUUGAGCAGAGAGAGUCGGCAUGAGCUAGAAAAGAGUUAUAAUCCAAUUAAUUUGGAUUACAUUUUCGAGGAAGAUGAUCCACUAAAUCCUUGGUUGGAGGAAAGGGAAAAUCCUGCACUUGAUGGUGAAGAAAAUCCUUGGCUAGAGGAGGAUGAGUCCGCUCCAUCACAAUCACAACAAGUUAAUGCUCCAACUCAUGGACAUAAUAUUGGAGGCAGUUGUGAUGCUGAACCUGAAGAUUCUUUUAUACUAUCUAGUUCCAGUGAUGAUGAUGAUGGUGGUAGUGGUCAGGGUGGAAGAGGUGAAGGUUGUGGAGCUAUUAGUUCAUUACAAUCACAUGAUGAUCCCUCUUCAUAUCAGAGGCAUAGUCCAUCUCCAGCUCCAGCUCCAACUUUGCAACAUACAUAUCACAGAUCCCGUGGUUCUGGUGGUAGCAGUGAUAAGGGAAAAGGUGUUGCACAUGGAGAGUGUUUUAUGGAUGCAUAUAAUUAUGGAUAUGGGACUUAUGGUGCAAGUGAAUCUUCAAUGGAAGCAACCUCUACUAGUGAUUAUGGAUAUAGAGGAAAUUUUCAAUGAGAUUACUCAAAUCCAUAUCCAUAUCAGCCUCCUCCAUCGUAUUCUGAUUUAUCUUUGUCAGAGCAAUCAUUCUCCCGCACUCAAACCCAGUCCAAUCCUAGUGAUCAAUUUGGUAUGGGUUCAUUCUUCAGCUUUGAUCCAUCACAAUACUAUCAAUAUCAUCAAGAUCAAAACUCUCAAUCACAAGAUGAAGGUGGUGGAUCUACUCAAGAACCUGCUAGACGCUCAUUCUAGUUGUAAUUGAGGUAAGUUACUACAUAUAGUGUUUAAAAUUUAUGUAUUUUAUGUUUAUUCAAUAUAUUUGUACUUGUUUAUAAGUUGUAUAACUUAAUUUUCGUUAUAUCUUUCAAUAUAUUUUAAUUUCAUGAACUUCACAAAUUUUCUAAAAAAAUUUGCACCGCGACAGGCCGUAACCGUUACGUUAUGACCGUUACAGGCCUGUUUCCGUUACCCGCGACCGCGACCGCGAACGCGGUCGCG